Molecule: messenger RNA, 2721 nt
Organism: Rodentolepis nana
Lineage: Eukaryota; Metazoa; Platyhelminthes; Cestoda; Cyclophyllidea; Hymenolepididae
Source: the annotation of a GenBank genome assembly
AUGAGAGAACUUGUGCAUAUCCAAGCGGGCCAAUGUGGUAAUCAAAUUGGAACUAAGUUCUGGGAGAUCAUCUCACAAGAACACGGAAUCGAUAACUCAGGAAGUUACCAUGGCGAUUCCGACCUCCAAUUGGAUCGUAUUAAUGUCUACUACAACGAGGCUCAAGGAGCCAAAUACGUCCCCCGUGCCCUACUAAUUGAUCUCGAGCCAGGGACUAUGGAUGCAAUAAAAGCUGGACCCUUGGGGGGAAUGUUUCGUCCCGAUAACUUCGUCUUUGGUCAAAGUGGAGCUGGCAAUAACUGGGCAAAGGGACAUUACACUGAAGGGGCCGAGUUAAUUGACGAAGUUCUAGAUAUUGUGAGAAAAGAGGCGGAGGCCUGUGACUGCCUUCAAGGAUUCCAGCUCUGCCAUAGUCUUGGAGGUGGCACUGGCUCUGGUAUGGGGACUCUUCUAAUUGCAAAGAUUAGGGAAGAAUAUCCUGAUCGUAUCAUGACUUCAUUCUCCGUUGUUCCUUCGCCUAAGGUUUCCGACACUGUGGUAGAGCCCUACAAUGCAACUCUCUCAGUUCAUCAACUCGUAGAAAGCACUGACGAAACCUUCUGUAUCGACAAUGAAGCGCUUUACGAUAUCUGCUUCCGUACUCUGAAACUCCCGAACCCCAACUACAGUGACCUGAAUCAUCUCGUCAGUCUUACAAUGUCUGGAGUAACUACAAGUCUUCGUUUUCCAGGUCAGCUCAACUCCGAUCUUCGAAAACUUGCCGUCAAUAUGGUUCCUUUUCCUCGUCUUCACUUCUUCGUUCCUGGAUUUGCCCCGUUGGCUAGCCGAACCGCUCAAUCAUUCCAGAACCAAUCAGUCAUGGAAUUAACUAGACAAAUGUUUGAUGCCAAGAAUAUGAUGGCCGCCUGUGACCCAACUCGUGGUCGCUACCUCACCGUGGCAGCCAUCUACCGUGGCCGAGUCUCCAUGAAAGAAGUUGAAGACAGGAUCCUGGAAAUCCAAACUCGCAACUCAUCUUAUUUCGUCGAAUGGAUUCCAAAUAAUAUCAAGACUGCUGUCUGUGAUAUACCUCCAAGUGGAUACAAGUUGGCUGCCACUUUUAUUGGCAAUACUACUGCAAUUCAAGAUCUCUUCAUUCGAGUUAGUGACCAAUUCUCGGCUAUGUUCAGAAGAAGAGCAUUCUUACACUUCUACACUUCUGAAGGUAUGGACGAAAUGGAAUUUUCUGAGGCGGAAUCAAACAUGAAUGAUCUAAUUAGUGAGUACCAGCAGUAUCAGGAGAUUGGAGUUGAUGAAGACCUUGGUGAUGAUGGUGAAGAAGCGGAGGCAUACGAAGCGGAGAUUCAGGGGAAAAUAGAUGCCGAAGCAUUCAUGCGCGAAUUAAUUCACCUUCAAGUUGGUCAGUGUGGAAACCAGAUUGGAACGAAGUUCUGGGAAAUUCUUGGUCAAGAACAUGGGAUCGAUAGCUCAGGCAAAUAUCAUGGCGACUCAGAAUUACAACUUGAAAGGAUUAAUGUGUAUUAUACUGAGGCUCAAAAUGACAACUAUGUCCCACGAGCUCUGUUGAUUGACCUCGAACCUGGAACAAUGGAUGCAGUAAAAGCUGGAUCUAUGGGAAAACUCUUUCGUCCAGAUAAUUACAUCUUUGGUCAAAGUGGAGCGGGUAAUAAUUGGGCUAAGGGUCAUUAUACAGAAGGAGCGGAGUUGGUCGACGAGGUAAUGGAUGUUGUGAGAAAAGAGGCGGAGGCCUGUGACUGCCUUCAGGGAUUCCAGCUCUGCCAUAGCCUGGGAGGUGGCACUGGCUCUGGUAUGGGGACUCUUCUGUUUGCGAAGAUUAAGGAGGAGUAUCCUGAUCGUAUUAUGACAUCCUUUUCUGUUGUUCCAUCUCCGAAGGUUUCCAACACUGUGGUUGAGCCCUACAAUGCGACUCUAUCUGCCCACCAACUUCUUGAGAGCACUGAUGAGACCUUCUGUAUUGACAACGAGGCUCUUUAUGAUAUCUGCUUCCGUACUCUGAAACUCUCUAGCCCCAACUACAGUGACCUGAAUCAUCUCGUCAGUCUUACAAUGUCGGGAGUAACAACAUGCCUCCGUUUCCCUGGGCAACUCAACUCCGACCUUCGAAAACUUGCCGUCAAUAUGGUGCCUUUUCCUCGACUCCACUUUUUUGUUCCUGGAUUUGCUCCACUAGCUAGUAGUAAGGCUAAGUCCUUUCAAAGCCUCUCGAUUCUCGAGCUCACUCGCCAGAUGUUUGAUUCAAAAAACAUGAUGGCUGCUUGUGAUCCGAAUCGUGGACGUUAUCUCACAGUGGCUGCGAUGUAUCGUGGAAGGGUCUCUAUGAAGGAGAUCGAGGAUCAAAUUCUUGAGACACAAACCCGAAAUUCAUCUUACUUCGUUGAAUGGAUACCGAAUAAUUGCAAGACAUCAGUCUGCGAUAUUCCACCACAGGGAUUCAAAAUUUCCGGAACGUUUAUCGGAAACACUACAGCCAUUCAAGAACUCUUUAUUCGAGUUGGAGAUCAGUUUUCAGCCAUGUUUAGGAGAAGGGCUUUCUUACACUUCUACACUUCUGAAGGUAUGGAUGAAAUGGAAUUUUCUGAGGCGGAAUCAAACAUGAAUGAUCUGAUUAGUGAGUAUCAGCAAUAUCAGGAGAUUGGAGCUGAUGGGGUUAUUGGUGAUGAUGAAGACGAAGAUGAAGGGGACGCUUACAUUAACGAGUAA